AUGAGUAGCAUUCAUAUCACUCUUUCUUUUCUCUUCUUGUUCAUUUUUAAUUUUCAAGAGCUGUUUGCGGCUCCCACUAGACACUUGUGUCGUCCUGAGCAAAGGGAUGCCCUUCUCGAGUUCAAGAACGAGUUUGAGGUUCGGAAGUCUUCUUUUGAUGAGUGUUAUGUUAAUGGUAGCUAUGUAAGCCCUUAUCCGAAGACGGUGUCAUGGACAAAUAACAGCGAUUGUUGUUAUUGGGAUGGUAUCAAGUGUGAUGCCAAGUCUGGGGAAGUGAUUGAGCUAGACCUCAGUUGCAGCUGCCUCCAUGGCAGGUUACAUUCGCAUACCAGUCAGAUUCCGUCAAUAAUUGAAAACCUUUCUCAUCUCACCUCUCUCGACCUUUCUUAUAAUCAGUUUUCUGGUCAGAUUCCGUCUAUAAUUGGAAAUCUUUCUCAUCUCACCUCUCUCCGUCUACGUUUUAAUCAGUUUUUCUGGUCAGAUUCCGUCUUCACUUGGAAAGCUCUCUCAUCUAAACUAUCUCGAUCUAUCUCUUAA
This is a messenger RNA of Microthlaspi erraticum, 537 nucleotides long. The record is from the annotation of a GenBank genome assembly. NCBI's taxonomy places the organism in Eukaryota, Viridiplantae, Streptophyta, Magnoliopsida, Brassicales, Brassicaceae.